CGGAUCCCUUCCCACCAAAAACACAAGCAAAACAACAAAGACUCUCUCUCUCUCUCUCUCUCUUUCUUUAUCGUAUAUUCUAUAUAUUAUCGACAGUGUAAUCUAAUUUUCACUGUCUUUGAUACUCCUCUUCUCUUUCAUGGCUCCUCUCCCUUUCUUGCCGGACCAAACCAAGUCGCAAACGCGUUUAUCUUCAGACUCACAGAAGAAGAACAGAAAGAAGAAAACGCCUACGCCUACGCCGCCGCCUCAGACGCAAACCCAAACGCAAACGAAAAAUCUGAAGCAGAAGACUGUUUCAUCAUCAUCGUCAUGGAGCCAGAUAAAGAACCUCUUGAGUUGCAAACAAAUCGAAGGGCCACGAGUGCACGACCCAUCAAAGAUAAUGUCAUCUUCUUGUGGCUCUUCUUUGUGUAAGUUCAGUGAUGUUAUUUACGGUAAUGCCCGUGUGAUUCACCGGUCUGAUCACUCGCCGGAGAGUAGCAACCUGGGUCAAGAUGCCGGGUUGUUGACCCGAAAACCCGUAACUCGUGGAUCUUCAUCUUCAGUUAGAUCCAACGGUUGUGGUGCUUACACGUCGUAUUCAUCUUCCAAGGCGAUGCACUUUAGAAAACUCUCCGGUUGCUAUGAGUGCCACAUGAUUGUUGACCCCAGCAGGUAUCCAAUAUCACCAAGAAUAUGUGCAUGUCCACAAUGUGGGGAGGUUUUUCCUAAGCUUGAAACAUUGGAGAUUCAUCAAGCAGUUCGUCAUGCCGUGUCGGAAUUGGGGCCAGAGGAUUCAGGACGAAACAUAGUGGACAUCAUCUUCCAAUCUAGCUGGUUACGAAAAGACAGUCCUAGCUACAAGAUCGAACGGAUAUUAAAAGUCCACAACACUCAGCGCACGAUCCAACGUUUUGAAGACUGUCGCGACGCAGUCAAGUCCCAUGCACAUGCUUCCACAAGAAAAGAGCCACGAUCAGCCGCAGACGGCAACGAGCUCCUCCGUUUCCACUGUACCACCGUUUCAUGCUCUCUCGGCUCUCGCGGUUCGACCUCUCUCUGCUCCAACGUCCCUGGAUGUCGCGUUUGCACCAUUAUCCGACACGGCUUCCACGCCAAAACGCUGCGUUUAGGAGGUGGGUCCAAUGAGAUCAAGGGCGUGAGGACCACGGCGAGCAGUGGAAGAGCACAUGAUGCAUUGAGAUGCUUUGACCAGCGGAGGGCGAUGCUUGUUUGCCGUGUCAUCGCAGGAAGAGUGAGGCGCGUGCAAAGUGACGCGCCGGAAGAUGAAAAUGGUUCUGGCUCGUAUGAUUCUGUUGCGGGUGCCCCUGGUGUCUACACAAACCUUGACGACUUGGUUGUGUUUAAUCCUAAAUCCAUACUUCCAUGCUUUGUAGUUAUCUACAAAGUCUCCGAGCCUUAACAAAAAGAGAUUGUAACUUUUCAAGAUUUGGAUUUGUAAGUUUUUAGUGGAAUGUGUGAAGCAAUGGAUUGUAAUAUUUAGAAGGAUAUUAAUUAGCAUUAUUAAUUAUGUACAAUUUUGGCGGUGUGGCCUAGUCAAAAGAGUGGAAGACUAGUGUGUCUCCAUGUCUUGACGUUUCAUUAUAUGAUUUCAAUUUGACGUACAUGUUCCUUAAGAAUAUAAAAAUUACUUUUU
Messenger RNA from Thlaspi arvense, 1639 nucleotides. NCBI's taxonomy places the organism in Eukaryota, Viridiplantae, Streptophyta, Magnoliopsida, Brassicales, Brassicaceae. The record is from the annotation of a GenBank genome assembly.